CGCGCGUCGUCGCAUGUCGACGGAAUCACCAAGUAUUAAGCGUUGUCGUCGUGUUGGAAAAGAUUUAAUGGUACUCUUCUCACGUUUAAAGUUCGCUUAAAUGCUCAUGACGUUGAUAUUAUAUGACGGUUAAGAGAUAUAGAGAGGGUACACGAGGGGAGGAAGAAAAAAAAACUCCAACGUCUCUCCCUGGUGAAAAAGUGAUUGCGUUGUAAUGUCUACUGCAAGAAAUAUUAUUUGAGUUUUUCAAGCUAAACGCUUUUAAGAAGAGAGACUUUCAUUACAUAGGAUGGAACGCACGAAAUAUUGUAUUAGCAUUUUAUUAAGCAUUUUUUUUCACAUUUUUUUAUUUCCACAUUUUAUAUCUACGUUGAAUGUUUAUUCGGAAAAUGCAGCCACGAACGAAAAUGAAAUUACGCCGCAAAUCAGUUGGGUAUUUAGUAAACCUGCUGUUGACACUUUGCACAGGAUCAAAAGAAAUCCUAUGCAUAAACAAGAGAAUAAUUUAUUAAACUCCAUGUUACCAAAGUGUAAAAUGAAUUUGAAAGAACUUUGCGAAGGUAUAGACAAGGAUGAUGAGUUAGUGUUAUUAGAAUGCAUUCAAACUUUGAAGCCAAAUGAAAUGAAUAUCAUCGAUACAGAUUGUCAUCAAGAGAUUUGGGAUUAUGUUAAGAACAUUACCAACAAUAAGAAUGUAUAUAGGUUGGCUAAAAAAGCAUGCGGUGACUAUUUGGAAAAAUUAAAUUGUUCUUCUACGGGAGAUGUGCAAGGAGCUUAUUUGUCUUGCCUAGUUGAAAAAAGAGAAAGCGUUGAAGACUUGCGUUGUAUUGCUUACAUCCAACGAUUAGAAUGGAUUGCAUUUAGUGAUUUUAGAAUUAUCACACCAUUUUUUUCUGAUUGUGAAGCUGAUAUCACGAAAUUUAAAUGUGGCAGAAUACAACAUUACAGAGACAUAUCGCAAGGACAAAUUUUAGCAUGCUUGCAAGAACAUAUCGAAGAAUUACAAGUUAAAUGUAAACGACGCAUACUUCGUGUUUCCGAAAUACAAGCUGAUAAUAUUAAACUGGAUCGUCAACUAUAUUUAGCCUGUAUACAGGAUCAUAUCACAUUUUGUCCAAAUAUUAGGCCAGGAAGCGGUCAAGUAUAUAAGUGUUUAAUGCAACAUAAAAAUGAAGAAACUAUGACAGGGCAAUGUCAAGAACAACUUAUAAGAAGAGAAAAACUUAUUGCCUCUGAUUACAAGGUCAGCAAAGGUUUUGUUAAAGCAUGUAAAGAGGAUAUUAAAUCGAAUCGUUGCAAAAAAGGAGUAUCUGACGACAAAGAAAUAAGACUCGCACAAAUUUUACUUUGUCUGGAAUCGGCUAUGAAAAAUGGUUCCAAAAUUGAACGAAGCUGUCAAGCAGAGAUGUUUGAUCAUAGGAAAUUAUUAAUGGAAGAUUAUAGAUUAUCCCCUGAAAUAGUUGAUGGUUGUGCAAAAGAUAUUACCACAUUUUGUAAGAGUCUUGAAGUUGGCGGUGCCACAAUUCAUUGUUUAAUGGAACAUAGUAGAACGCGGAAAAAGAAGUUUAGAGUUACCAACAAAUGUCAAAGAGCGUUAGAACAAUUAAUAAAAGGAGUAGAUGCUGGAGAAGAUUGGAGAAUAGAUCCAAUCUUGAGAGAAGAAUGUCAACCUGUUGUCGAUCUUGCUUGCCGAGAAGUACGUGGAGGAGAUGCUAGAGUAAUAUCCUGUUUGACAGAUCAAAUAGGAACUUCUAGAAUGACAGAAGCAUGCGAAACAGCUUUGAUUCAAAUACAAUAUUUUGUAGCUAGAGAUUACAAAUUAGAUCCUCAAUUGUAUAAAGCAUGUAAAUACGAUGCUGUUCGUUUAUGUCAUGCAGCAAAUGCAUGGGCAAAUGAUGGAACACAAAUGGACCCAGAAAGAGGUCCACUUGUAUUACCAUGUUUAUAUAGAUAUGCUUAUCAAAAAAAUUUAACAUUAAAAACUGAAUGUUUAGAAGAAAUAAGAAGAGUCAUGAGACAAAGAGCAGUAAAUGUUGAUUUACAACCUGAAAUCGAAGAAGUAUGUUUAAGUGAUUUGGCAUCAUUUUGUUAUGAUAAAACUGCUAAAGGUGAAGAGAUUUUAUGUCUUCAAGAUAAUUUAGAUAGUUUAACUAAAAUGUGCAAAUUGGCAGUUGGAAAUUUCACAGAAGUACAAGCCGAACGUAUUGAAUUAAAUCCAAUAAUUUCAUCCGCGUGUCAACACGUUAUGGAACGUCAUUGCGAGGAAGUGCUUAAAUACGGUAAAGAUGAAGGGGAUAUAAUGGAAUGUUUGAUAGAACAUAAAAAUGAAUUAGAUGCUCGAUCCGAUUAUAAAUGUAAAGCUGCCGUAGAACAUUUUCAAUUAAUAUCAUUGAAGAAUUAUCGAUUUACGUACAAGUUUAAAGAAGCUUGUAAGACUUAUGUUAAAAUAUGGUGCCCCAAAUCAAAAACAAAAGCAGAAGUUAUAGAAUGUCUUAGUUCGAUUGUACAAGCAGACAUAAUGAAAAAUAUGCAACACCGUAUACCAAAAGAUUGUAGGCACCAACUAAAAGCACAAUUAUAUCAACAACGAGAAAAUAUACAAUUUGAUCCUGCAUUACAUACAUCCUGUGAACAAGAUAUUAAACGACUUUGUUUUAACGUAGAGGCUGGCAACUCACAAGUAUUAGAAUGUUUAGCAUCACAAAAAACAAAAUUGUCCGAUUCGUGUCAUAAGAAAUUAUUUAACGUAAGGAAACAAGAGUUUCAAGAUAGUUCGAGCGAUUUUGCUUUGUUAAAUAUUUGUCGCGGGAUGUUGAGACAAUUUUGCCAUGAUGUCAAUCGUUCGGGAAGUCUUGACUGUUUGAAAAGAUACAAAGAUGACCCUACAUUUGACGAUAAAUGUAAAAAUAUUGUUAUUCGAAGAAUGAUCGAACAAAACACCGAUUAUAGAUUUAAUACUGCGUUACAAAGUGCAUGCACGUAUGAUAUCGACAGAUACUGUAAAGGGGUUUUAAUACAUGAGCCAACUGAUAAGGAACUCGAAGGAAAAGUUAUAAAAUGUUUAAAAAUUAAAUUCAGUGAAUCUAAAUUGGUGCCAAAAUGUGAACAACAAAUGACCGUAAUACUUAGAGAAGCUGCUAUGAAUUAUCACUUGAAUCCACUGUUAGCUGCAAUGUGUGCAAACGAGAUCAAAACUAUAUGCCGCAACGAUAAUGAUCCUGGUGCUGUCGAAGAGUGUUUGAAAAUCAAGUUCAAUGCUGGAGGGAAAGAUAUGAAAGAGGAAUGCAAAUUAGAGAUAGCAGAUUUAAUAGAACAAGCAAGAGCAGAUAUCAAUGUUGAUCCUAUAUUACAAAAAGCUUGUGCAAUUGAUGUUAGUAAAUAUUGCAGUGACAUUCCACAAGGGGCAGGAAGACAUAUCAUGUGCCUGCAAUAUGUUUUAAAUGACAGUAAUAAAUCUUUAGAACCAGAUUGUUAUAAAAUGUUGACAACGAGAAUGGAAAUGUUCAGAAAUGCUGCUAAGUUAAUCGCUCCUAAUAGUAUAGAAGAAUUAUACACGUCUCUAAACCGAUCUCCCGCAAGAAGAUACUUCAUGAUAAUAGCAAUUACACUUGUUGGAAUUAUCUUUAUCAUUGGUAUGUUCUGUGGAGGGGUAACAAGAAGAACAAUGCUUAUGAAAAAUAAGUGAUAUAUUCAAAUUGGGCUUAUCCGUCCACCCAAAAAAAAA
Messenger RNA from Polistes canadensis, 3724 nucleotides. RefSeq names its product Golgi apparatus protein 1 (gene Glg1). Bases 290 to 3685 code for a protein of 1131 amino acids. The transcript is spliced from 13 exons. Lineage: Eukaryota; Metazoa; Arthropoda; Insecta; Hymenoptera; Vespidae. Gene Ontology annotation, cellular component: Golgi membrane. The record is from RefSeq and is a predicted model, not a curated record. Gene Ontology annotation, molecular function: fibroblast growth factor binding.